GGAAGUGCUUAUGUCAGCCAGCCGCCCAAAGCAGAGACAAGUGGAGCAGCUGCUUCUGCUAAGAAGCAGUCUCCUGUGGAUGCAUCAAAACCACCAAUUAUGAAGCCGUCUGAAACUGGGUCCGCACCGACAACCAAAGCAGGAUCUGAAAAAAACACACAGUCAAACAAGCCUACAGACUCUCAAAAUAAGCAGCUGUCUGAAGAGAAGCAAAAGGAGCCCAGUGAUGGAAAAAGCCAAACCAUACCUACUGUGACAACAGCUUCUAAACCAAAUAACACAGGAAAAGUAACUACAGGUCAGGCUGACCAGCCUCCACCUGCAGCCUCCACAGAGACAGCAAAGCAGAAGUCCAAGGAGAUGUCCACAGUGGCUGGUGCAGCUGCUGGAACAGGCACAGCUGGUGCAAGUGUGGUUGCUGCUGCUGACAAAUCAAGUACUGAGCCUGGUAUGGAUGAGUCAGCACUUGAUAGCCUAAUAGACACCCUGGGUGGACCUGAGGAAGAUGUGUCUACUAAUCCUGUUUACACUGGCCCAGAAAUUACGGAAGAUAUAUAUUCAAGAUACUUGGAAGAAAUGGGCAAACGGGAAGGUAGUCUACCUCCAGAGUAUGUUAAACUGUUGAAGAGCAAAGGAUAUGGCAAAGACGUGGUCCCACUGAAACCAAAUGAGCAAGAUGAAAAGCCAAUGACAGAUGAGGAGCUUGCAGAGGCCCUAUCAUCUGACUUCACCUGCAGUGCUGCUUCUGCUCAAGAGAAGAAGACAAGUCUGACAGAGAAACCAAAUAAAGAAGGAGAAAUUGUGCAAGCACAAGCAGCAAGUUCAGUUAAGACCUCAGUUCCUCCUAAGGAGAAGACCACAAAAUCAAAAGAGGAAAUUAAAGAUGAUGCAAUGGAUGCUCUUCUUGAUACUCUUGGAGGACCUGAACCUGAAGAAGAUCCCACCCAUAUUGUAGAGGUGUCAGAGGCAAAAGCCAAAGAGAAAAAGGAACAAAAAACAGGAGAAUGUGAUGAUACAAUACCUCCGGAGUACAGGUUAACACCAGCGUUGGAUAAAGAUGGAAAACCAAUAUUGCCGAAGCCUGAAGAAAAACCAAAGCCUUUGAGUGAAUCUGAUCUUGUUGAUGAAUUUUCAAAGGACUUUGCCUGCCCUGCACAGCCUGCAGUUCAACCCAAAGCACCAAAGCCCUGUAAUAUACCCAAAAAGCCAUCAGUUUCUAUGUCUGCAAAGGCCACUGAGGAUAAAAAGGUCCCUCGUGCCACAGCUUGCGCUGUGCUGUCUGCAGUUCCUGUAUCUUCAGGAAAACCCAUGCAGGUUGGUCCUGUGUCAGAUGAAGCACUGGAAGCCUUGUCCAGUAGCCUAGGAAAGAGGGAACCUGAUCCAGAUGAGAAAAAGCCUGCUGUGGACAAAGUUAAGGAAAAAACCAAAAAGGAGCAACACAAAAAACUGGGUGAAGAAGAAGAAACAAUUCCUCCAGAGUACAGAUUAACAGAAGCCAAAGAUAAAGAUGGAAAACCACUCCUACCAAAACCAGAAGAGAAGUCACAGCCUAUGAGUGAAAAUGAUCUUUUAGAGGGUUUGACAGAAGGAUUUUCCUGUUCUCCAUCACCACCUGCACAAUUACCUACAUCAACUGUACUAAAGAAAGCCAAGGAUGGUGUCAAGCCCGUGAAUUCCUCAGAUGUGAUCUCUGCUGCUACUGUUUCCUCAGUGCACUCAGCAGCUCCUGCACCUUCAGCCUCAGGAGGAAAAGAGAUGGAUGAAGCCUUGGAUCUCCUGUCUGAUUCCCUAGGACAGAGGGAACCUGACCCUGAUGAGAACGAACCAGUUGUUGAUAAAGUGAAGGAAAAGGCUAAAUCUGAAUACAGAGACAAACUUGGAGAUAGAGAUGAAACAAUUCCACCUGACUAUCGAAAACUUCUGGAGUCAGGUGAGCAGAGUAAACCAGCAAAGCCAACAGCAAAGGAUGACGUGAAACACAAAGGGAAGAAGAAACCUACGGAUGACAGUGCAACUAUUGAUGCCUUAUCAGGUGACUUUGAUACUUGUGCAAAGGCUCCUGCUACUACACCCCAGCACUCAAAGGACAAAAGUGGAAAGGAAGCUACGACCACUAAACCAAGCUCAAAGGAUAAAGGAAAGCCCAGAGACCCUAAAACGGCAAAGGGACAAUCCUCCAGCAGCAAAUCUGAGAAGCAGAAAACAAGCUAAACGUUAACCUUACCAGGGUCCUUCUGCAUCGUGUAAAACGUCGUCUUUCUGUGGGUGGAUGAUUCUUCUUGAAGAACAAAAGCUGAUGCCUAAAGUACAUAGUUAUUCUGGGUGGUUUUUUUACGGUGAUACUUGCUGGACUUUUUCUCAUAUUUUCUUUUUUCCCAGUAGUAGACUCAGGUGGUUUGUUUCUUUCCUCCAGCAGUUCAGUUUAUUAAGACUCAUAUAAUGUCUGACUUUAUUGUAAUUUCCUUCAGCAUUCAGGGGGAAAGAAUGCUUUCUAUUUGCAGGAAAUAUAUUGCAUCAAUGAAGAGCUAUGCCAAAAAAAAGAAAAAAAAUCCGCAGACUUUUGCACAUAAUCUCCACAUAGUGCCUGUAAAUUUCUGAGGACUUCAUAUGUGCUAGCAUUUUUUAACGUUGCAGUGAAUGCAUCAAGUAUUCUGGAAUAUGGUGAGCUUUAGUUACCGUCAGCUGAGCUGUUCAGCAUUCUGCUCAGGCCAGCUCCUGAUGGGAAACUGUAAGCCAGCUGUGGGGUGGCUAAAGAAUGAGAAACUGGGGAUUAGCUGCUUCUUCCAGCAUGUCUGGACAUCAAGCAGGUAUUUGGGAUGCUGCCUUUAGCCAUAGUUAAAACACACUAGGGCAGGACUUCUUUUUAUUAUUAUUAUUAUUAUCAUUAUUUCCAAUUGUAUCUGUAUUGUUAUCUCAUAAUUUCAGGAGUCUCCUGGACUGGAUAAAUAACAAAUGUAACAGCUACCAACACACAGCAAGGGUGGGGAAAGAAAGGAGGGGCACAAGCCUCAGCAGCGAUCAAAGCUCAGAUCCAGGGGUGGGCUCCUUUUUAUCUUUAUUUUGCACUGUUUCUAGUCCUCCCGUUCCUGGCACCCCAGCAGGGAAUGCAGGGAUGGGGCUGAAGGUGAUGCUGCAGAGACCAGAGCUCCAUUUCUCCUGUUCCUUGCCAGGACAGGCACGGCCAGGCGCCUCUUGCGGUCCUGGGCUGCCACCAGCUCUGUGGGUUUUUCCUCUGCCUCCCUGCCCUGCAGAACAUUCUUCUGCACAUCCUGUGCAAAGGGAGGCCACUGGCAGCAGAGCCCAGGGUCUGCUGCAGGCAGGGAUGGUGCAGGGACUGAAGUUGGGGAUAUUUAGACUUGUGACUGUACUUGCAGUCUGCACCGUGCCACUCCAAUAAAGUUUUUAAGGAUACACUGUG
Ficedula albicollis (Collared flycatcher) is the source of this 3418-nucleotide messenger RNA. RefSeq names its product calpastatin (gene CAST). Gene Ontology annotation, molecular function: calcium-dependent cysteine-type endopeptidase inhibitor activity. The record is from RefSeq and is a predicted model, not a curated record. NCBI's taxonomy places the organism in Eukaryota, Metazoa, Chordata, Aves, Passeriformes, Muscicapidae. The coding region runs from base 100 to 2211 and encodes 703 amino acids. Gene Ontology annotation, cellular component: cytoplasm. The transcript has 28 exons.